AUGUCUGCUACUGUUGAGAGAGAGAGUGGGAUGCUAGAUGUGGGCACACAUUGUGCCUUUUGUCGACAACUUGACUUUCUACCGUUCCAUUGCACGUAUUGUAAUAGUGAUUUCUGCUCAAGUCAUCGAUCCAAAGAGUCACAUCAUUGUAAAUGGCUGAUUGAAACAGAUAAGAAGAACGCACCCACUGUGGCAAAGACUAAGGAUAAUAAUGGCAAAUACUUCAAGAGUUUGAUGCCGGAGAAAGGGUACAUUAGAGUUCAACAGGACAAGAAAGAGAGUGCGAAACCUCCAAGGAUACGUUCUAAUGGUAAUCGAAGUGCGCUUGAUAAGUUAACCAGGUUCUUCAAAAGGAAAGAGGCUUCGAGGAAGACAAGCAAGUCCAAACCUAAUGCAAUGAUUCAACUUACCAAAUUGAAGAGAUCAGCGCAAGGUGACGAUAAGAUUCCAAUGGCUAACAGACUUUAUGUGUACUGCUAUGCGAUUGAUGACGAUCAGGAUGAGUCUAAAGAGCACGAAAUUUACAUUAACAAGAUACGGCCUGUUGGUGGAGCGCUAGAUUCUAUAGCGAAGCAAUUGAACGUUUCAAAUCGAAACAGCGACUUUAAUGCAACUUCAAAGGAGAAACUAUUCCUCUAUAAGAAGGAUAGCAAAUCAGGAGAACUCAUAUGUCUUGACCCAUCAGAUCGUGUAGUCACCGAGAUCAAAGAUUUGGACACUCUUUACUUGGUUCGCGGUGAUGACAAGAUAUAA
Torulaspora delbrueckii is the source of this 753-nucleotide messenger RNA. RefSeq names its product Cuz1p (gene CUZ1). Gene Ontology annotation, cellular component: cytoplasm. The transcript has a single exon. Gene Ontology annotation, molecular function: zinc ion binding. The record is from RefSeq and is a predicted model, not a curated record. NCBI's taxonomy places the organism in Eukaryota, Fungi, Ascomycota, Saccharomycetes, Saccharomycetales, Saccharomycetaceae. The coding region runs from base 1 to 753 and encodes 250 amino acids.